Python bivittatus (Burmese python) is the source of this 953-nucleotide messenger RNA. The record is from RefSeq and is a predicted model, not a curated record. NCBI's taxonomy places the organism in Eukaryota, Metazoa, Chordata, Lepidosauria, Squamata, Pythonidae.
UGGAGGAGUCCUGAAUGAAUCUGACUGAGCACAAGCGCAUGCCCGUGUUCAGGUCUACACUGCGGCGACAAGGGAGGAUCUUUGUGAACCGGAGCUUGGCCCUGGAGAAGAUAAAAUGCUUCGGUUUUGAUAUGGACUAUACCCUUGCAAUGUACCAAUCUCCGGACUAUGAAGAACUGGCCUUCAAGCUGUUGCUGGAGCGGCUGGUCUCCAUUGGGUACCCUCACGAAAUCCUGGAAUAUAAAUACGAUCCUGCCUUCCCUACCAGGGGCCUGAUCUUUGAUGCCCAGUAUGGGAACUUGCUGAAGGUGGACUCCCAUGGCAAUCUGUUGGUGUGUGCUCAUGGCUUCCGCUUCCUCAAGGGGAGUGAAAUCUGGAAUUAUUAUCCAAACAAAUUCAUUCAGAGAGAUGACACGAAGCGUUUUCAUAUUCUAAACACUUUGUUUAAUUUGACAGAAGCCUACCUCUUUGCCUGCCUCGUGGAUUUCUUCACCAGCUGCCCCAGAUACGUGAACUGUGCGACCGGCUACAAGCAGGGCAACCUCUUCAUGUCCUUCCGCAGCAUGUUCCAAGAUGUCCGAGAAGCCAUGGAUUACGUGCACCUUUCAGGCUGCCUGAAGGAAAAAACGCUGGAGAACCUGGAGAAGUAUGUGGUGAAAGAUCCCCGUGUUCCUCUUCUGCUGAGUCGCAUGAAGGACACAGGGAAGAUGUUUCUUGCCACCAACAGUGACUACAACUAUACAGACGCAAUCAUGACAUACUUACUUGACUUCAGUGAAGGAGACACGGACAAAUCUCAGCAUCAGCCAUGGCGCUCUUACUUUGAUCUGAUUGUUGUCGACACUCGCAAACCACUCUUUUUUGCUGAGGGGACUGUUCUGCGGCAAGUCAAUACCAUUGUGCUGCUCUGCCAUCGUGACAUGAUCCAGAAGCCCUCUGGUGCUGCAGAAUGA